Sorex fumeus (smoky shrew) is the source of this 955-nucleotide messenger RNA. It is a transcript of the gene ZDHHC12, whose product is annotated as zinc finger DHHC-type palmitoyltransferase 12. The coding region runs from base 45 to 848 and encodes 267 amino acids. Gene Ontology annotation, biological process: protein targeting to membrane; peptidyl-L-cysteine S-palmitoylation. Lineage: Eukaryota; Metazoa; Chordata; Mammalia; Eulipotyphla; Soricidae. The transcript is spliced from 5 exons. The record is from RefSeq and is a predicted model, not a curated record. Gene Ontology annotation, molecular function: protein-cysteine S-palmitoyltransferase activity. Gene Ontology annotation, cellular component: endoplasmic reticulum; Golgi apparatus.
GCCCCUCCGGGCCCUUCUUCCGGGUGGGGCCCCGGGCCGCGGCGAUGGCGCCCUGGGCGCUCCUCAGCCCGGGGGUCCUGGUGCGGACCGGGCACACUAUGCUGACCUGGGGCAUCACGCUGGUGCUCUUCCUGCAUGAUACCGCCCUGCGCCGGUGGGAGGAGCAGGGUAAGCUGUUGUUGCCACUCACGUUCCUGCUGCUGGUCCAGGGCUCCCUGCUGCUCUACCUGGCUGUGUCACUCAUGGACCCAGGCUACGUGAGCAUCCAGCCCCAGCCCCAGGACUUGGCAGCCAAGGAGGAGCCGCUGGUCAAGGCCCCUCACGUCUUUCCUGUCCGCCGUUGCCGCUUCUGCCUGGUGCUGCCGCCCCUGCGGGCCCGCCACUGCCGUGAGUGUGGCCGCUGCGUGCGGCGCUUCGACCACCACUGCCCGUGGCUGGAGAACUGCGUGGGCGAACGCAACCACCCGCUCUUCGUGGCCUACCUGGCGCUGCAGCUGCUGGUGCUCCUCUGGGGCGUCUACCUGGCAUGGUCCGGCCUCCACUUCUUCCAGCCCUGGGGACAGUGGCUCCGCGCCAGCGGGCUCCUGCUGGCCACCUUCCUGCUGCUGUCGCUCUUCUCGGCGGUGGCCGCGCUGCUCCUGGGCUCCCACCUCUACCUAGUGGCCAGCAACACGACCACCUGGGAGUUCAUCUCCGCCCACCGCAUCGCCUACCUCCGCCAGCGCCCCGGGAACCCCUUCGACCGCGGCCUGGCCCGCAACCUCGCCCACUUCUGCGGGUGGCCCUCGGCGUCCUGGGAGAGCCUGUGGGCCGAGGCCGAGGCCGAGGCCGGCAGCCAAGCCGUGUAGGGGCCCCCCACCCCCCACUGGGCCCACCCAGGCCCCUGUGCCGAGGGGAAGGGCAUGACCUUGGGGGGGACAACUGGGGUACGGAUGCUGCCCCCCUGCCCAAGCCA